UUUCUCUGCAGCAGGAGAAUGAAGGAACUUGCAAACUUAGUACCUCUGCUACUCCUGUUUGCUUGCUUCUGCCCAGAAGAUUGCAGAGCUAAUGAUACCAUUACAAUCACUAAGCCGAUUCGUGACCCCGAAUCUGUAGUCUCCGCGGGACAAACCUACAAAUUGGGGUUUUUUAGCCCUGCAAAUACUAGUAAUCGCUAUGUUGGAAUCAUUUUCAAUAAAUUUCCUCAACUGACUGUUCUUUGGGUAGCUAACAGAAACCAACCCUUGAAUGAUUCCGGAGGAAUAUUUUCCAUUUCAGAAAAUGGUAACCUUAGGGUCCUGAACGGGCAGAAAAAGGUUUUAUGGUCUUCUAAUGCUUCAAAUUCGGUGGCAAAUUGUAGUGCACAACUCUUGGAUACUGGGAACUUAGUCCUGAGAGACAACUCAAAUGGAAUGAUUCUAUGGGAAAGUUUUCAGCAUCCUACAGACACCAUUGUCUGCAAAAUGAGACUAGGGGCAGGCCCCAAGAACAAGAACCGGCUUACCUCAUGGAAAAGUCCUUCCGACCCAUCUAUUGGAAGUUUCUCUUUAGGUUUUGAUCAUCCAGGAAUUCCAGAAGUCUUCAUUUGGGAUCAGAGUAAGCCUCUUUGGCGCAGUGGUCCAUGGGAUGGCAACGUGUACAUUGGAGUUCCUGGCAUGUAUUCAGGUCGACAUGUAUUACAUAUGGUGAAUGAAAAUACAGAUUCUGCAUCCCUUACCUACGAUUGCGUCAAUGAUUCUGUUUUGACAUACCACCACUAUGUAUUGACUUCCUCUGGGAUUUACCUGGAGAACGUUUGGAACAAUGACCUAGGAGAUUCCACGGUAACAUGGUCAAGUCGAAAGAGUGAAUGUGAUGUCUAUGGCAAAUGUGGCCCUUUUGGAAUAUGUAAUCCUCAGGGUUCGCCAAUUUGUACAUGCUUGAAAGGUUUUGAGCCAAGAGACAAGGAGGAAUGGAACAGGGGAAACUGGACUGGUGGCUGCUUUAGAAAGGCAUUGCUGCAAUGCCAGGGGAACAUAUCUGGUGGCCAGGAGGCCAAACCAGAUGGGUAUUUAAAGCUCAACAACGUAAAAGUUCCAGAUUCCUCUUACUUGAUUGGCGUCCUCAACCUCAUAAGGGAGGAAGAAUGUGGUGAUGAGUGCUCAAACAACUGCUCUUGCAAAGCUUAUGCAUAUCCUAAGGGCAUUGGAUGUAUGCACUGGAGUGGCGAUUUGAUAGAUGUACAACAAUUCCCUUUUGAUGGGACAGAUCUAUAUGUGCGUGUGGCUUAUUCUGAACUUGAUCACAGCCAAGGCAAAAGUCACAAGAAAGCAGUCAUUGCUAGCAUAGUUGUUGUGAUAUCUUUGUUCGUCGCUGGUUUUGCAUAUUUCUUAUGGAAGUGGUUGCCUUAUCAUAGAGGUGAAACAAUCAUCAGAAUGAAAGACAUGCUCAGCGACAGUGAAGAUCAGCUUCAUCUGUACGGUUAUGAGACACUGGCUAACGCAACAAAUACUUUUCAUGUGGAAAACAAGCUUGGGAAAGGUGGUUUUGGUUCAGUCUACAAGGGGAAACUGAUAGACGGCCAGGAAAUUGCAGUGAAAAGGCUUUCAAACUCUUCGACUCAAGGGAUUGAGGAGUUUAAGAAUGAAGUUCUGGUCAUUUCAAAACUCCAACACCGAAAUCUUGUCAGACUUCUUGGGUGCUGUGUUGAAAGAGAGGAGAAAAUGCUAGUCUAUGAAUUCAUGCCAAACAAAAGCCUGGAUGCCUAUCUAUUUGAUACAUGCAAACAUGAUUUACUUGGUUGGAAUAGACGCACCAUCAUCAUUGAAGGGAUCUGCAGAGGCCUCUUGUACCUUCAUAGGGACUCGAGAUUGAAAAUUAUCCACAGAGAUCUUAAAGCCAGUAAUAUUCUCUUGGACGGGGAGCUGAUUCCAAAAAUAUCAGAUUUCGGCUUAGCAAGAAUUUUCAGAGGCAACCAAGAUCAAGACAAUACGAACAGGGUUGCGGGGACAUAUGGCUAUAUGGCCCCAGAAUAUGCAAUGAGAGGAAAGUUUUCUGAAAAGUCAGAUGUCUACAGCUUUGGAGUGCUGCUGUUGGAGAUUGUGAGUGGAAAGCGAAACACUAGCUUUGGUAACGAGGCGAAUGAUCACAGCCUGGUAGAAUAUGCCUGGAAACUGUGGAAUGCAGGUGAAACAGUGAAAUUAAUCGAUCCAAGAAUUUUUGAUCCGUGCAUUGAAAUGGAGGUCUUGAGAUACAUCCAUGUUGGACUAUUAUGUGUGCAGGAGCAUGCCAAGGAUAGACCAAACGUGUCCGCUGUUCUGUCAAUGCUUAACAGUGAAAUAGUUGAGAUCCCUUAUCCCAACUUACCAGCUUAUAAUGCCAUAUUUUGUCCUUCAAAAACUGUACAUCCUGAACAAGGUAUACAUUCCCCCAAUGAUGUCAGUAUAACAGCUGUAGAAGGCCGAUAGCACAUUUUACAGCAAUAUGGGCAAAGAUUAGUAGAAUAGUGAGGUAUCCAAACAAAAAUAUUAGGGUUUUCCAAAUCAUUUGUUCACUAGUGUUUCUUUAGAUUGUUCCAGUAAAAACCAAUCGCCAUUCUGUUCUGAAGGUAUCAAUUUUAAUUUAUUUUUUUCUUUAA
Messenger RNA from Coffea eugenioides, 2639 nucleotides. Its product is annotated as G-type lectin S-receptor-like serine/threonine-protein kinase At1g11330. Gene Ontology annotation, molecular function: zinc ion binding; ATP binding; protein serine/threonine kinase activity. The coding region runs from base 19 to 2469 and encodes 816 amino acids. The transcript is spliced from 7 exons. Gene Ontology annotation, biological process: recognition of pollen; protein phosphorylation. Lineage: Eukaryota; Viridiplantae; Streptophyta; Magnoliopsida; Gentianales; Rubiaceae. The record is from RefSeq and is a predicted model, not a curated record.